AUGGAAAUAGGAGAGGCCAUCUGUAUUGAAGAAAAGAAGAACAGCAAUCGCAUCUGUGGUUCCUUCCUUCCCACUGAUGCCGCCAACGUACCCAUUUGGCAUAUGCAAGUCAUAGGCCCAGAAGGAUUGGAAGUGAUACUUGAAGGAUUGACAAUCUUUGAAGAAACCGAGUCUCCUAAUUCUGAAAGAACUCCUGAAUCGGGAAACAUGGCAGAAGACCAGUAUGACACCGCCUCAGUCAAUGACUUUGCUAACCGGAAUCUGAGGGGUACUCAAUCUUGUAUUCGAAUGCCGGAGUUUCAAGCACAUACUUUUGAGAUCAAGCCUGCCAUGAUCACAAUGCUUCAAAUGAAUGGUGUGUUUCAUGGUCUAUUCAAUGAAGAUGCUAACAAGCACUUGAUGUCUUUUGUGGAAGUAUGUGAUUCUUUCAGACAAAAUGGGGUGCCUAAAGAUGUCUUGCGCUUGCGGUUAUUUCCAAUUUCUCUACAAGACAAGGCUAAAGAAUGCUUUAAGCAAUAUCCAGAGGAACAUCUCUAUGCAGCUUGGGAGAGAUACAAGAUGUUGAUGAAGAAAUGCCCUAAUCAUGGAGUGGACAAAUGGGUAGUGAUUCAGAUUUUCUGUAAUCGUCUGAAUCCAUCUUCGAAGGCCAUGGUUGAUUCUAUCACAAAUGGGGGAUAUCGGAAUGUGCCUGUCAAUGAAGUUUUUCGCCUCUUAGACCAAUUGUCUGCGAACAACACUCAAAACACGGAUAGAAGGAAUACAUCAAUGGUGACUAGUGCUAAAGAUGAUUCCUCUUCCCAGAUUGUAUCCAUCUUGAAUGCAAUGAACAAGCGUUUUGAUGUGUUGGAAUCUCAAAUGCAAAGGGGAAAUUCUCAUAAUGUGCAUGCUGUCCAAGCCAUUCCAACUGUGUGCAAUCAAUGCAAUGAUAUGCACAUGCCCGAUCAAUGUCCUCUUUAUAUGACCACUGAGUCUGUCAACUAUAUGGGCAAGUUUCAAAACCCUCACAACAACCCUUACUCUCAAACAUACAACUCAGGAUGGAGGAAUCAUCCUAAUUUUUCAUGGAGUCAAGGGAAUUCUUCAAAUCAACCUUCAUCCUCUAAUGUCAAGCCACUUCACCCUCCGGGUUUUCAAGCUCCACCAAAGCCAAUGCCGGUUAAAGAAGAGGAGUCUAGAAUGGAAAAGAUGCUAGCACAAAUCUUGAGUAAUCAAGAGUCUGCAAGAGUUGAAACUAAGGCAACUCUUACUCUUCAUGAUACCGCAAUCAAGAACCUCGAAGUGCAAAUGGGGCAAUUGGCUUCACAAAUGAAUGCUAUGUCAAGAAGUAAUCUCCCUAGUGACACCAUUCCAAAUCCUAAAAGGGAUGGUAAG
Molecule: messenger RNA, 1371 nt
Organism: Prosopis cineraria
Lineage: Eukaryota; Viridiplantae; Streptophyta; Magnoliopsida; Fabales; Fabaceae
Exons: 3
Source: RefSeq, a predicted model, not a curated record